[Candida] anglica is the source of this 1390-nucleotide messenger RNA. Lineage: Eukaryota; Fungi; Ascomycota; Pichiomycetes; Serinales; Debaryomycetaceae. The record is from the annotation of a GenBank genome assembly.
GAACAUUUUAAUAAGGAAACUAUUUACCAUGGAGUACUAUUCGUCGCUUGAUGCGUCGCAGUUAGAUUCAGAGACUCCGACGUUGUUUGAAUUGAUAUCUGCAAACCAACUAGAAGCUUUGUUAUCACCAUCUUUAAGAUAUGUCCUUGUAUACUAUGCGGCCAAAUAUCCCAAAUAUCUUUUACAACUAGCCAACAAGUUUGAAGAACUAAACUUGGCACUUCGAGUGGCCCUAGAAUGGUACUUUAUACGUUUCUGGCAGGGUCUGUUCACGGAGAAUUUCUAUGGUUUGAAAAGAGUUCGUAAAACAAGAUUAUCUCAAAAUAGCGCCAGACUCACACAAUUAAUCCCUUCCAAAAUCGAGGAAAGAAGAAGUUUAACCAACUUACAACAAGCCAUAUCUGUAUUUGAAGUCGCUGGUACGGGAUAUUUGACUGAAAAACUUGGGUAUUGUUAUGAAAGAUGGUACCCCAAAUAUAUAACUCGACAAUUAAAACCCACAGAUCCAAAUUCAAAAUUGGAUGUUUAUCGGGUUGAGUUUAAAAAGAAAUUUGUUGAAUGGUAUCCUUGGGUGCAAAGUUCUCUUCGAGCAGCUAAUUUUGUCACCAUGUUAUUGUAUUUGAGUGGUGAUAGUAAAUCGCCCUCAUUACUUACGUAUCUUUUCCAUAUGAACUAUUCAAGGUUGAAUCAGUAUGAUUACGAUAAGAAUGAUCCUGAGAAGCUUUCCAAAAGAAUAGGGGGCCGUGAUAAAACCAAACCUAAUAAAAUCGCCCCUCCAACUAAUAUUGAAUACCUUUUAAGAAUAAUAACAAGAAAUUUCACCAAACCAUCAUGGAAAUUAAUAAAGUUAGUAUUGGGUACAUUCUUCCCCAUUGCCAUUUUCUCAUUGAAGUUUUUAGAAUGGUGGAAUAAUUCAGAUUUUACUCAAAAAAUUGCCAAAAAUCUGGGGAACCUCUUGGAAUUUAUGUUACCUCCUCCUUCUACAUUGACUAGAGUUUCUGAAUUAGAAAAGGAAAAGAAGACUCAUAAAACAUACAAAUCUGGGAAAUUAUGCCCCUUGUGUAAGGAAGAGAUUACCAACCCAGCUAUCAUUGAAACUGGGUAUGUUUUCUGUUAUUCAUGUAUUUAUAAUCAUCUUGCACAGUCUCAUAAGAUAACCAGAAAAAGAGAUAAUGAACUGGACUCAGAAGAUGAAAAUGAUGAUGAGAAGAAGAAUGAGAAAGAAGUACAUGAAAGGAAGGAACUUACAGAAAUCAAAGGUGGGCGAUGUCCAAUCACCGGGAAGAGAUUAUUGGGGUGUAAAUGGAAUUCUUUGAAGGAAGAAUGGGAUGUUGAAGGUAUUAGGCGUUUGAUUUUUUAGUACUAAAUAAGAUGUCCAGAAAAUACAUGU